Messenger RNA from Orbicella faveolata, 490 nucleotides. RefSeq lists its product as uncharacterized. The record is from RefSeq and is a predicted model, not a curated record. NCBI's taxonomy places the organism in Eukaryota, Metazoa, Cnidaria, Anthozoa, Scleractinia, Merulinidae.
CCAGAUCUCCCGACUGUUACUGGAAGUAACGCCUGACGAUUUUCGACAUUUUCGCCUCCGCUAGAACGUUGCAUAUGUAUUUACUUCAGUCAUGAGCCACAGGGAAUUGAUAAAGCAAUUUUUUACGUUGCAAGAAGAAAGGGUGAAGGCUUACAAAACAUUUGACAGUGGCUUUAAAGAGUACCUUGAAACUACCCCCACAUAUGAUUUCCCAUCGUAUCGACAGCUGGUACAUGAUGUAACACAGACAUUUAAUAACAUUUCUAAUGAAGUCAUUGCAGUUGAAACCAAGUUAAGGGAGAAUGGUCAGACCAGCAUUGGGGAUAUCAUCAGAAAUAUUCAACUCAAAGAAAAAGAGAAAUUAGAAAUGGUAAGUUAUCUUCAGUUGAAAGACAACUUUAGGUUCAGAAUGCAAAACCUCUCAAAGCCAAUUGGCUCAUAGCUCUCAGUGAUUAUACCUGGUUUUUGUGGCAUGAACUGGCCGGUUAAU